AUGUCGCUCUUUGGUGCUCCAGCAUCAAAACCUACGUUGAACUUGGGGACCAGUACUGCUACGUCGGCUCCCCUAAGCUUAGGCCAGAAUACAACGACUCAGCCACCAGCGAACACCCCCGCGACAGGCGCAUCCUCUCAGCCCCAGAUAGAUAUCGCUCACCUGCGCUCCACCACGAAAUUUGACCAGCUUACGCCCGACCUGCAGCAAGAAAUCGAGGCGGUUGACACUUUCAUCCUCAACCAGAUCAAACUCGCCUCCGAAGUCGCAGACCUUCUUCCAACCGUGGUUGCCGCAGGCGAAACGCUACCUAACGGUGUGGAUUUUGUGAGCCAGAAGCUGGACGAGGUGGAAGCUGGGUUGGGCAACGAUGCUGAAGCGAUUGUGGCCGCGAGGGACGGUGGUGUCAAAAAGAACGAAUUGGAAGCAAAAUGCGUUUUCAGAGCCAUCGACCGACUGAAGAUGCCCAGGCAAUACCAACAGGUUGCUCAUGCGCAGAAUGAAAGCCUAAAUGGCGGCGGUGUGUACGGUGGAACGGGUCUAAGCGGAUGGUGGAACAAUCCUCAGACGUUGAGGGGAAGCGUCCGGGCUGGACAUGUUCAGGGAGAUAAGAUCCAACUCCCAGGUGAAGAGGCAGAAGAAAUACAGGGUCCGAAGAACUUGGUUGAAUUAUUCAAUACGAGGACCGACGAGAUGCAGAACAUGAUCCAAGGCAACCGACAACUUCUGAGCGAAAUCGAGGAUUUCGUUCAAGGCUUGGAAGGGAAGGUCAUUGGCAAGGAGAGAGAGUUGAACGACCGACUGAACUAUGGUGAUCGAAACGGCGGGGUUGUCAGUGAAAAAGACCAUCAGAUGCAAUUGCUCCGCUUUGUAUUCGGUGAGGUGCAGAGGAGUCUUUACGACGUGGCCGACAAGGAACACAACAUUCACCUGGGGAUGAAGCUCGACAAGGACGAAAAUGGCUCUGGGACCAUCACCGCAGACAUGAUCUAG
Molecule: messenger RNA, 993 nt
Organism: Fonsecaea erecta
Lineage: Eukaryota; Fungi; Ascomycota; Eurotiomycetes; Chaetothyriales; Herpotrichiellaceae
Exons: 3
Coding region: 1-993 (330 amino acids)
Biological process (GO): nucleocytoplasmic transport
Cellular component (GO): nuclear pore
Molecular function (GO): structural constituent of nuclear pore
Source: RefSeq, a predicted model, not a curated record